GAAUUGCAGCUGCAGCUAGAGCUCCCAAGGGAAGAAGUCUCUUGCUUUCGCCAUGGCGACAUCGAGGUCUUCGACCAGGUUCACUCUUCUCCUGGUUACCUCCAUGAUUACCUUCUCUGCAGCCUUCGAGGAUGAUGUGAAGUGUCUUAAAGGUGUCAAGAACUCCCUCAACGAUCCUGACGGGAAGCUUGGCACUUGGAACUUCUCCAACACUACAGUCGGCUAUAUCUGCAAGUUCGUCGGUGCUACAUGCUGGAACGAGAAGGAGAAUCGCCUUAUCGGUCUGACUCUUCCUACGAUGAAGCUCGGAGGAGGAAUCCCUUCUUCUUUGCAGUACUGCCAGAGCCUCCAGAAUCUCGAUCUCUCUGAUAACUCUCUUUCUGGUACGAUCCCUUCUGAAAUCUGCACCUGGUUGCCUUUCCUCGUAACCCUAGAUCUCUCCCAGAACGAUCUCUCGGGUCCUAUACCUUCCGAGCUUGUCAAAUGCAAGUAUCUCAACAGCCUUAUCCUCAGCGAUAACCACCUCUCUGGUUCCAUCCCUUACGAGCUCUCGGGUCUCAAUCGUCUCAAGAAGUUCUCGGUUGCCAAUAACCAUCUCUCCGGCUCGAUCCCCUCCUUCUUGUCCAAUUACGACUCAGCAGACUUCGAUGGCAACAGCAGACUCUGCGGCAGCCCUCUCAAAUCUAAGUGCGGUGCUUUGAGUCGGAAGAACCUCAUAAUCAUCAUAGCUGCUGGUAUUCUUGGUGCCUUCGUGUCACUGCUGUUAGGUCUCGCACUCUGGUGGUGGUGCUUCAUCAAGUCCAGUCGUCGACGCCGCAGGAGAAGGUAUGGGACUGGAAAAGAUGAGGACAGCAGUUGGGCAUACCGGUUGAGGGCUCACAAGUUCGUUCAAGUCUCCUUGUUUCAGAAACCCCUUGUAAAGAUCAAAUUGGUCGACCUAAUGGCUGCGACUAAUAAUUUUGACCCAGAUAACAUUAUCAUCUCCACCAGGGCAGGGACUACCUACAGGGCAGUUCUGCCUGAUGGAUCCGCCCUUGCCAUCAAACGGUUCAACACUUGCAAGCUUAGUGAAAAGCAGUUCCGCUCCGAGAUGAACAGAUUAGGGCAGCUCAGGCAUCCGAAUUUGGUGCCGCUUUUGGGGUUCUGCUUCGUUGAAAAUGAGAAGCUUUUGGUGUAUAAGCAUAUGGAUAAUGGGACUCUCUUCUCUCUGUUGCAUGGCAGUUCUAAAACAAAUAGUCGCUUUAAUUCAUUGGAUUGGCCAACAAGGCUUAAGAUUGGUGUCGGUGCGGCACGGGGUUUGGCUUGGCUUCACCAUGGCUGCCAGCCCGCUUUCCUGCACCAGAACAUUAGCUCUGAUGUGAUCUUCCUUGACGAAGAGCUUGAUGCUCGUAUAAUAGAUUUUGGGCUUGCAAGGCUCAUGAUGAGUUCUGCUGGCUCUAAUGGGAGCACUUUUGUACAGGGACAUUUUGGAGAAUUUGGUUAUGUGGCUCCGGAGAACUCGAGCAACAUGGUUCCUUCAAUGAAAGGAGAUGUUUACGGGUUAGGGGUAGUACUCCUUGAGUUGGUGACUGGGCAGAAGCCUCUUGAAGUCACCAAUGCUGACGAAGGAUUCAAGGGCAAUCUAGUAGAUUGGGUCAAUCAGCUAUCAGCUGCUGGUAGGAUCACGGAUGCUAUUGACAAGUCUCUCGUUGGAGAGGGCCAUGAUGAUGAAAUUCUGCAGUUUUUGAAUGUUGCGUGUGGUUGUGUGGUUUCUAGGCCAAAUGAUAGGUCUUCUAUGGAUCAAGUUUACCAUUCAUUGCGAAAUAUUGGUGAGAGCCAAGAUUUCUCUGAACAGUUUGAUGAAUUUCCACUCAUCUUUGUUAGACAAGACCCUGAUCAUCUGGAGUAGCUUUGGAGACAUAAGACAGGAGAAACAAGAGAUGACUUGUUGUAUUUCUAAAUCUGAGGACUUACGACAUCUAUGCUAGAUUAUGAAAGGCUUAUUACCUGAAUGGUAUGAUUUUCAUUUCCCCUGCUUUUCCUAUUACCAUCCCCAUUUGUUGGAUAAACCUGUAUAAACAAGAAGUUUCUUGUACUGUAACUUUCAACAUUGCUGAAAAAUCUGUUUGUUCUCAUUCUGGCAAAUAAACUCUAUGUAGUGCCUUAAUAUUUAUAAAAUGCCCUUGCUGGAAAUCAUCCUUGAUGAUGAGACCAGGAUUUUUAAUGCACUUCAAGAUUGUUUCAUUCCUUAA
This is a messenger RNA of Telopea speciosissima, 2231 nucleotides long. Its product is annotated as probable inactive receptor kinase At1g27190. The record is from RefSeq and is a predicted model, not a curated record. Gene Ontology annotation, biological process: protein phosphorylation. Gene Ontology annotation, molecular function: protein kinase activity; ATP binding; receptor serine/threonine kinase binding. The coding region runs from base 53 to 1888 and encodes 611 amino acids. The transcript has a single exon. Lineage: Eukaryota; Viridiplantae; Streptophyta; Magnoliopsida; Proteales; Proteaceae.